Molecule: messenger RNA, 339 nt
Organism: Vicia villosa (hairy vetch)
Lineage: Eukaryota; Viridiplantae; Streptophyta; Magnoliopsida; Fabales; Fabaceae
Exons: 2
Coding region: 1-339 (112 amino acids)
Source: RefSeq, a predicted model, not a curated record
AUGGCACAAAAGAUGGGAGCAAUGGAGGCACUUUUGAAAAGCAUGUAUAUGCAACAAAAUCCACAUUUAACUGAAGAGGAAGUAUAUGAUAAGAUGACAGAAGUUUUGAACAAUGAUAAUAUUCCAACACCACGCUCAUCGACAUCAACCUAUGCUCAUGUUCAUCAAAAGGUUACACACGAAGAUGAUCCUCAAGAUGAACAAGAUGAAGAUCUCUUAGAUGACGAAGAUCUCCAAGAUGAUGACGAUCUUCAUUAUGAUCAAGAUGACGAUCUUCAAUAUGAUCAAGAUGACGAUCUUCAAUAUGAUGAAGACCGUCAUUGUUUCAAACAUGGAUAA